Messenger RNA from Eufriesea mexicana, 3996 nucleotides. Its product is annotated as condensin-2 complex subunit D3. The record is from RefSeq and is a predicted model, not a curated record. Gene Ontology annotation, cellular component: condensin complex; condensed chromosome, centromeric region. Bases 1 to 3996 code for a protein of 1331 amino acids. Gene Ontology annotation, biological process: meiotic chromosome condensation; mitotic chromosome condensation. Lineage: Eukaryota; Metazoa; Arthropoda; Insecta; Hymenoptera; Apidae. The transcript has 2 exons. Gene Ontology annotation, molecular function: histone binding.
AUGGAAUCCUUAAAAAUAUUCGAUAAUUUUAAAUUCAGUGAUUUGAACGAAGACUGGAUUCAAUCUGUGUGGGAUGGAGAAUUUAUGAUUUAUAAUGAACCACCUGAUGAGUACCUCAUGUUUUUAGAGAGUGAAGACAUGAGAUUACUUUUACACGAAUCUUAUAUUGUUGUAAAAGCUUGGCUAGAAGAAAAUAGAGAUCAGAAUAAUACUGAAAAUUAUAAUUCUGAAAUAUCUUGGAACACAUUAAUCACUAUGGAUGUAAAGGUGCGUGCUUUAUUAGCUGUAUUGGGUUAUAUAAUAAAAGGUGGUCAUAGUAAGGAUGCUGAUGAAGAGAUAAGGCAAUCAUGUCUAUAUGCAAUUAAUUUAUAUUUUGUGCUUCUGGCUAUUCCUGGUAGCAAUGCAUUUAAUAUAUUUCAUUCAAAUUUGUAUCAACGAGCCAUAGAGACUCUUAAUAUAGUCUCUGAGCAGUUACAGCCUCCUAUUAAGAAACGCAACAGAACAAUGAAUUUAGAUGAUCUAAAUAUUACAGAUGAAUUAGUGAAUGAAAUCAUUAUUCUCUCACCCAAUGAAAAAGAAGUUCUUAUAAAAAAUUUAAAUAUUAUUAUUUGCAGCUUUAUUAUGAUGAUAAGAUCAUUCUGGUUUAAAGAUCAUAUACAAUCAUUGGACAUUACUGUUCAUGGAUUAGUUGAGGUCACAAAAAUAGAUGAUGAUUGCAUAGCUUCUCAAUAUUUUAAUAAGCAAAUAGGUACUUUGGAUGUUUCAUUGACACAAAAUGCUUAUGUAGCUUUGAAAGAAUUAUGUGAUAGUAAACAUGGACCUGUUGAAGUAACUAUAACAUUCAUAGCAAAAUAUAUAUUACCACGUUUGCUAUGUAAUCAUAUGGAAGCACAAGUAAAAGUUAUUGCAAAUAUACGUGAACACACUAUAAAUUUUUUAAAAAAUUUAUUGCAUACAUAUGAGAAGGAAGCCAAAACUGCAAUUUUAACAUUAAUACAACACAUAAUGCUAACAUGUCCAGAUAGACUUGAAGCUAGACAGAGACAAGCUAGUGUGUUAUUAAAGCUUCUUGGAAUAUGUAAACAGAAUAUUGUAAUGGAAGCUUUUAAGGAUUUAAUAUUAUUGUCACAUCAUUCAAAGAUAGCUUUUAGAUUAUUUGCUCAAGAAAUAAUUGGAAAAUUAUUACUUGAAGCCUUUUUAAUAAAUUGUUAUGUAACUGAUAGUUUGAAAGCUAAGAUACAAAGAACAUUUUUUGCAAUUGUAUUGAGUAGAUGCAUGGAUUGUUCAAGCAUGGUAAGAGGAAAAGCUAUGGCAAUAAUUGCUGAAUUUACAGAAUCAGACAGUGAAACAGAUAAAGAAAUGUUUCAAAUUAUAUUUGAAGAACUUGAGUCAAAUAAACAAUUUCUUCCAUUUCAUGAUAUAAAGAAUUCUUUAUCUACAGACAUUGACUUACUACCAGGAUCAAAUGUCCUAUUAUCUAUGUUAACAGAAAGAAUAGAAGACGAAAGAGCAAUGGUACGACGAAGUACAUUGCAAAUCUUGAGAAAUUUAAUUUUAAUGUUUCCAUUUCUAAUACAUGAAGUUACAUCUAUAAUUAGUUUUAGAUGUAGAGAUCCAGCAUUAACGGUACGUCGAUUUGCUGUACAAGUUCUAUCUCAACUUUUGCAACAAUUUCCAGACAACCCUGACCUUCUAAAUGAAUGGGUACAAAUUGUUAUACCACAAAUAUUUGACAUUGAAAUUAAAGUACAAGAAAAAGUGCUAGAAUAUUUACAAGAAUUAUUAUUAAAUAGAAUACAAAACGUUUCUGUGAGUAUUGAUAAUAUUGCAAAUAAUUUACCAUGGAAAAUUUUAAAUGUUAUAACUAAUAUGAAAAUGAGAAAACAUUUAUCAAAAGCUUGUAGUCUGUGGGUAAAAAAUGGUGUCAUAACGAAUUUUGUGAUGAAAAAUAUACAGUCUCAUAUUGGGACAAAUAAUAACAUAGAAGCUUGGGUUUUGCUAGUAGCAUUGGCUGAAAAUACCAAUUUACCAAAUAUGAACAAAUAUUUCCUAAAUUAUCAAGAAAUUUUUGCAGAAAAUAAUUUUUACACAAGUUUGGUUUUACAAGUCUUAAAAUAUUCUUGGAAGUCUUUAGAUUGUGAAGUUUUAAAAGAUCUUCAUAUUUAUCUAUACAAAUGUCUACAACAAUUUAAGAUUAAUUUUGGGUUAAUUAGCAUUUGUUUGGAUAUUGUACACAAUAUAAUGCACUACUUGAAUCCUGACAAAAAUAAUAUGUUGGAAUCAAAUAUGAUAAAUUUGAUAAAAAUUUCAGAGAUAGAAAUUGCAAAAAUUUUUAGGAGUGAAAAUGAAGCUAUAGAAGCAACACCCAAUUAUUUAAAAGCUAUGUUUACAUUAGGACAUGCAACAAUGUUUUGUACUUACAAAAUUUCGCCAUUGACAUUAAGAAUUUUGCAAGGAGUGUUAUUAGAAUGGGAAGCACUGCCAGAAAUAAUAAAGGAGAUAGAAGAAUUACAGCCCUCUGCAGUUGUUAUACUUGGGCAGCAAGCAUUGAGAGAUCGUGAAAUUGCAAAAGAAGUAGUGCCAAUAUUUGGUAGAUUAAUGAGGCAAGAAAUAAAUUUGCAUUCGAUUGUUCAAAUUGCAGUAAAAAUAAAUGCUGCAAAAGCUUUAGCUGAUAUUUGUGUUAGGUUUACUGCUUUGGUUGAACCAUAUUUGCCAGAUAUGUGUGUAAGUAUGAAAAAUUCAACACCACAAGUACGAGAGGCUAUUAUGGUAAUAUUCAUUCAACUUCUUUUGGAAGAUUACAUAAAAGUUAAAGGUCCUUUCUUCUUUCAUAUAUUAACAAUGUUAUCAGAUUCGGAUAGUAUGAUACGUGAAUUAACUAUUUUUCUUAUAGAAGAACGACUUUUAACAAAGAAUAAAUCUUUAAUAUCACAGCAAUUUCUACAGAGCAUAUAUCAUUAUAAUAAUUACCAAUCUCAACAUAAAGUUUAUCAUCACAAGAUGCGUGAAAAAGAAAAGAAAGUUUUAACGCUUCCUAGGAAAGCAAAUGAAGAGAAGCGAAGAGCAAUUUAUGAUUUUAUGUUGGAUCAUUUAGAUCCUCCAGGAAAAAUAAAAUUACUUGUAAAAAUAACUAGUCAGAUACUCGGUGGAGCUUGCGUCGCUUCGAUCGAUGUUAAAAAAGAAGAAGGAUCAUGCGUUUUAAAGGAUGCAUUGUAUAUAAUUAGUAACGACCGUUUACGUCCGUCAUCUUUUAACAGACAUAAUGAUGAUGAUCAACAAGAGGGCGAAGAAUAUACAGCUCAAAUAAUUAGCCCAAAUUCUAAUGCAUUGAGCAUUAUUGUAGAAGGAGUACGAAAACAUGGUUUGGAAGUUCUGUUACCAAUGUUAAUAAAACUUAGAGUAAAGUUAUCUACUCUGAAGUCACCAUUAGAAAAUUAUGUAAAAAGGGUUCUAAUUAAAACAUAUUCUGAAUAUAACAAGGAUCAACUAUUAAACAUAUUAAGUGAAUAUCCUAAAUUGGAGAAAGAAAUAGAGCAGUUUAAAAAACAAGUAGAAGAUAUUACAUUUAGUGAUGAGAAUUCUGCUGAAGAAGAAAAUUCACCAUCAGGAAUGAACAAUCACAGUGCAUCUAACAAAAAUUUAAAUCUAUCUACACGUAAAUUACACCCUAAAGUCGUAUUACGACGUCUUUCAGUUUCUCAAUUAUCAAAUUGUAGAAAUACACCGGUAAAUUCUCUUUCAUCAACUAGUAUUUUAGAUGGUUGGAAUACUCCAACAUGUUCAACUCCAAUGUUAUAUUCACCUUCUCAACCUGGGCCUAGUACAAGUUCACCUAUGUCAUUCAAAGGUUUCGAUUCUAAUGGUACUGUUGGUCAUGCUUCAAAAGUUAGAAGACUUUCUAGUUUUUUUCAAAAUGAAAAUGAAUUAAUUAGUUCUCAUUAUGAAAUGAGAGAAAGAAAUAUUUCCCAAAUUCGAGAUGAUAGUGAGUCUGAUUAG